AUGCGAUUGUUGAAUAUUUCCUUAACACUACAAAAGCAACAGCCGGCCUACUAUUGUCCAAGUCCAACUCAAACUGCAAUUGCCUUAACUUUUAACGUCAUUGCCACAGAGAAUGGCGAUACGACGAAGGGUGCUACGUCAAACACAUUAGCAAAGGAUUCGUGUGCCACAGCUAGCCAAGCUGCAACAACAUCAUUGCCGCAGCGGUCUGCACCGAAGAAACCUCAUCACGAGUUGCUGGCCGAGGUCAUUAUGCAACAGCCAAGUGAUUACUACACACAAACCGAAAGUGAACUCUUACAAUUGGAGGCAGCCGGCGUGCAUUUGCCAGCCUAUCAAUUGCAAGCCGUCGAUUCGGCGUUGCAAACACAGCUCGCACAACAACCUGUACAACAACAGACGCAACAGCAGCACCAGCAUCAUCAUCAGCAUUCGCAUCUGCAUAGUCUUCCAGCGCCGAAUUUGAACAAUAAUGAUCGCUCUACGCCCACCUCAUCAUCGAAUGCCACACCCACACCCAGUAGCACAAGUCACAUUGAUCCAGCGUCAAGCAGCAGCAAUGGUGGCAGCAGUCACACAGCCGCAUCAACACAUUUUAUGGGGCCCCCACAGCGUCGCCACUGCCAGCCACCAAAUAAUUUGCCGCUCAGUUCGAUCACAUCGCCACUGCGUGCCAACUACAAAACGGCAGCCUAUUUACACAGUCAUCAUCAGCAAUUAGAAUUUCAGCGUAAUUCACAGUCGGACGAUGACAGUGGCUGUGCGUUGGAAGAGUAUACAUGGGUGCCACCGGGUCUUAGGCCUGAUCAGGUCCGUUUGUAUUUCUCGCAAUUGCCCGACGACAAGGUGCCGUACGUAAAUAGUCCAGGUGAAAAAUAUCGCAUUAAACAAUUGCUGCAUCAGCUGCCACCACAGGACAAUGAGGUCCGCUAUUGCCACUCCUUAAGCGACGAAGAACGCAAGGAAUUGCGUAUAUUUUCGGCACAACGAAAACGUGAAGCUUUGGGUCGUGGUGCAGUACGUCUACUGUCUGAUGAACGUCCCUGCCAAAAUUGCAACGAACAACUUUCCUCCGGUGACAUUGUGGUCUUUGCCCAACGUCUGGGCGCACAAGUCUGCUGGCAUCCUGCCUGUUUUGUGUGCUGUGUCUGCAAGGAAUUACUGGUGGAUUUAAUAUAUUUCCAUCGUGAUGGUAACCUCUAUUGCGGACGACAUCAUGCUGAAACCCAAAAGCCACGUUGCUCGGCAUGUGAUGAGAUUAUCUUCUCUGACGAAUGCACCGAGGCAGAAGGUCGCACAUGGCAUAUGAAACAUUUUGCAUGCUUCGAGUGCGAUCACCAGCUAGGAGGUCAACGUUACAUAAUGCGCGAUGGCAAACCGUACUGCCUCAGCUGUUUCGAUACCAUGUUCGCCGAAUACUGUGAUUAUUGCGGCGAAGUUAUCGGUGUCGAUCAGGGACAAAUGUCACACGAUGGCCAACAUUGGCAUGCCACCGAUCAGUGCUUCUCGUGCUGCACCUGUCGAUGUUCGCUGUUGGGACGACCUUUCUUGCCACGUCGUGGAACAAUCUAUUGUUCGAUUGCCUGCAGUAAAGGUGAACCGCCAACACCAUCUGACACCAGUUCAGGUCCACAAUUACGACCAACUCAUCGUGCCAGCACUACCAGCCAAAUAGCCAGAUCUCCACGACCCGGUAAGGGUUCACAUAGCAAAGAUCGUCAUGGUGGCAAAAGUUCGGGCAGUGCAGGAGAUCUGUUGGAACGACAAGAGAGGCAGAGACGGGAAGAUUUAGGCCGAUUAAUGCUUGCACGCAACAUGGAAGCAGUUGGAGUGCCCGGUAUACCUAGACCGGCCCAUCCACCACCUAUCGAUCUGACCGAGUUGGGUAUUAGUUUAGAUAAUAUUUGUGAUGGUGACAAGACUAUAUUUGGAGAUCCCAACAUAACCGCCUCCCUUCCCGAUAUGUUAGUAUCGAAGGGUGAAGAUUCUCACAGUUAUCAGAGUAUUGAUAAAAUCAUGUUGAACUCACCCACUGCCUCAGAUAUGACCCAAUCCACCCAGGAAAUUACCAAUGAACUGGAUUUGGAUAAUGAAAACGACAAUGGGUUUAAUAGCUCACCUCAAGAUAAUUACGAACGCAUAAAAGACGAUGACGAUGAUGAUGACGACGAUGAGGACGAAGAAAAUAAUCGCCACCCAACUAAAGAGGUACGUUUCCACAGUAUUCAAGACACCAUGUCGCGUUCGAAGAGCUACACAGACAACUCGAACGCUAGACGGCGACGACGUAAACGCAACCAAUCACGUAGCAACUCCGAAAUGCAAAUCAAUCAGACCAAUUUGCGAUUGCACAACGCACAGACACAGGCUGGUUCAAGUGCUGUAAGAAAUUCGGAUAAUUGUGAUGCAGCCAGCAUUUGCUCGACAUGUUCGUCCAGUUCCUCCAGUGAUAUGGACGAUUAUGUUUACCGUUUGCCGGCACGCAAACACUAUGGCGGUGUGCGUGUCUCCUAUGUACCCAACGAUGCCAUUGCCUACGAGAAAAAGAAGAAGCAGGCCAUGGAACAGGCGAAUACAUACAACAGCAUUGGUGGUGUAACAACGGCCAACGGUGCUGGUGGACCCAUGGCUGUCAGCAGUACCAAUUCGACUGCUGGCAAUGGCGAUGGCAAAAAUUGUAUAAUAUCAUGACAACCUCCGAUUUUGCCACCACCACCAUUCAAUCUCAGCAGUUAUUACAUCCUGGACACCAUACUGGAGGAGGAGAGAUUUGUGGCCAUAGAAAAGAAACCUGGUUGUUUUAGACGUUUUUGGAAUAUACUGAGUUCAAGUAAAACUAAGCAGCAAUCGAAACAUUUACAAAAUGUCUAAA
Molecule: messenger RNA, 2872 nt
Organism: Musca vetustissima
Lineage: Eukaryota; Metazoa; Arthropoda; Insecta; Diptera; Muscidae
Gene: esn
Product: protein espinas
Exons: 7
Molecular function (GO): zinc ion binding
Source: RefSeq, a predicted model, not a curated record